Molecule: messenger RNA, 2685 nt
Organism: Hippoglossus stenolepis (Pacific halibut)
Lineage: Eukaryota; Metazoa; Chordata; Actinopteri; Pleuronectiformes; Pleuronectidae
Gene: dnajc27
Product: DnaJ (Hsp40) homolog, subfamily C, member 27
Exons: 7
Coding region: 332-1153 (273 amino acids)
Molecular function (GO): GTPase activity; GTP binding
Source: RefSeq, a predicted model, not a curated record
GCGGAAGUGGCGUGUUCUGCACGGCAGCUAACUGGAUGGUUAGCAUGUUGGCUGUGAUGCUAACGAGCCCGCGGUGUAACCGAACCAAAACAUUAGCUUCAAUGCUAAACCGAUAAUCAGUUUAAAGCUCGUGCUCAUCAGUAGCCACUGUGCUAACAACUAGUUAUGUGUUAACGACUAGUUAACCUAAUCAGUAGCCACUGUGCUAACGACUAGUUCUGUGCUAACGACUAGUUAGCCUCGUUAGCCUCCAACAACAGCAAUCAGCUGCAGCUGUCAACACUGCGCCUCCUGCUAGCGGCUAGCGGCUAGCUGUUAGCAUCACAGCAUCAUGGAGUCGAACCCUCCGAAGAGACGCGACAGUAAGAAAUCUCUGCGGGUGAAGGUGAUCAGUCUGGGGGACGCGGAGGUCGGGAAGAGCUGCAUCAUCAAACGUUAUUGUGAGAAAAGAUUCGUCCCCAAAUAUUUGGCCACGAUUGGAAUCGACUACGGAGUAACCAAGGUGCAGGUCCGGGACAGGGAGAUCAAAGUGAACAUCUUCGACAUGGCCGGUCAUCCGUUCUUCUACGAAGUGCGUAACGAGUUCUAUAAGGACAGUCAGGGCGUCCUGCUGGUGUACGACGUCGGCCUCAGGGAGAGUUUCGACGCCCUCGACUCCUGGCUGGGCGAGAUGAAACAGGAAAUGGGCUCCCAGGCCAACAUGGACAGCAUCGUCUUCAUCGUCUGCGCCAACAAGGUGGACCUGACGAAGAGACGGGUGGUGGACGAGGGGGAGGGUCGACUGUGGGCGGAGUCCAGAGGGUUUCACUACUUUGAGACGUCAGCACAAAGCGGCGAAGGCAUCAACGAGAUGUUUCAGGCGUUCUUCUCGUCCAUCACUGACAUGUGUGAAAAUGGCGGGAAGCGUCCGGUGGCCGAGGUCAGCGUCGGCUUCACCAAAGAACAGGCCGACACCAUCCGACGCAUCCGAAACAGCAAAGACUCAUGGGACAUGUUGGGGGUCAAACCCGGGGCCACGCGGGAGGAGGUGAACAAGGCGUACCGUAAGCUGGCGGUCCUGCUGCAUCCGGAUAAAUGCGUCGCCCCCGGCAGCGAAGACGCCUUCAAGGCCGUGGUGAACGCCCGCACGUCGCUGCUGAAGAACAUCAAAUAACGUACAGAGCUGUCGUCUUCACCCUGAAGACUCGUACCUCAGUGUUUAUUUAUUACCGUGUCCUGUGCCAUGUCGCUCGCCACCGAGCUGCACGCCAACCAGACUCUAUUCACUCUGUGUGUGUGUGUGUGUGUGUGUGUGUGCGAGAGAGUGUGAGUGUGAGUACGGAAGAGGAGGAGGGCCAAACAGUCAACAUUUAGGUUUCUCAUUCUUAAAAUCAUCAACAUUUGUUUUCACGUCAUAGUUUGGAAAAAAUAAUUCUGUUAAAAGUUUUUACACCAAAGUUGAAAAGAUUUUUAGUUUUUGUGCCAAAUUGGAAGUUUUUGUAUGAAAUGUCAGACGAGUCAUUAUUUAGUGAAUCACAAUUAAAACUAGAGUUGGAUUUGAUCUAAUGAUGAAGAACUCUGCCCUCGUCUUCAGAGUCAGCAUGUUCUCCUUUAAGAGACAAAUCUCUGGUUUCAAAUAAAUUUACUUCCUUAAAUUCAUUUGUUGCUCCACAAACAUUAAACUUGUCUCUUCCCUUUUCUUUCACAUUUCUAGUUUCAAGUGAAUCAUUUAUUUUCUCAAAAAGCUAAAUUGAGCCUGAAAUGAAUUUGAAUCGUGGACAGAACUUGAGUUCGGUUGAGUUCAGUUGAGUUUCUCCUCAGAGACACUUUGAAGAAUCUCUGCAGUGGAACCAGGGUUAGUCUGUCGCCACGUUAAAGAGUCACGUGACCACACGUCGUCACCUGUUCACGACCGCGUCUUUCAUCAGGAAGUUGAACUGAAACACAGAUUUCUGUUUGUUUAUUGAUUGUACGACGGAAACAGAAACAUCUCGUUAAAGCAGAAGAAACAGACGACAUGUCUUCAUAUCUCUUAUCUAUUGGAUUGACGUGUUAGAUCUAUACAGUUACAGGAGCACUAAACACAGUCUGAAGGCUCAUGUGAUUUAUCAUUUAAUCAUUAACUUUUAGAACCGUAAACGACUUUAAAUCAGGAAUAUGAUCUUUUCACCUGAAGACUACAUUUCCCAUCAGCCUUUCCAGUACAAUGAAUUCAAACCAAAUAACAAUGAACAAAUCAAAUGUAAUUGUUUUGGAUGUAACGUGUUAUUUAUAUUUAUUAUUAUUGUUGCGUGUUCACAUGUUAUUUAUUACACUGAAGUAAUGAAACUAAUUAUUGUUUGGUCACAGUUUGACCUCAUGACUGAAACUGCUGAGUCACAACCAGUCAUCACUGGAUGGUGUGAGGACACACACACACACACAGACACACACACACACACACACACACACACACACAGGAAUGUUUGAUGUAUCCACAUUAGAAGAGUCACGUCCCAAAUUUCACACUUUGAUUAAACUGUGUCAAACUUGAGAUGUGAGUGUGUCUGUGUGUGUCUGUGUGUCUGUGUGUGUCUGUGUGACUGUGUGUGUCUGUGGCUGUGUGGCUGUGUGUGUGUUACUGUGAGUGUGUGUUACAGUCUCUCUGUGGUUCCUGUACGUGCACGUUCUCCUGGAUUCUUUUUUGGAAUUAAAUGACUGAAAUCA